Aspergillus campestris IBT 28561 is the source of this 820-nucleotide messenger RNA. RefSeq lists its product as uncharacterized. Bases 142 to 669 code for a protein of 175 amino acids. The transcript is spliced from 2 exons. NCBI's taxonomy places the organism in Eukaryota, Fungi, Ascomycota, Eurotiomycetes, Eurotiales, Aspergillaceae. The record is from RefSeq and is a predicted model, not a curated record.
UUAUCUUCAUCAUUUCAUUUCAUUCCAUCUCAUCUCAUCUCUCAUCAUCCAUCUCCUUAACAUACAGUUUUGCAACUCAACAGUCGUAUAUCUACAUCUAUAUAUACACAAAAAGUGAAUAAAGAAGACAGAAGAAAGAAAAUGUCCGACAACCUCUCCCUCAUCCCCGAAAAGAACCGCCCCCCAGAGACCCCCAUCACCUCCCUCGGCCACGAACUCGGCAUCAUGUUCGGCUUUAUGGCGGCUUGUGUGGUGAUUAUGGUGAUUUAUGUGAUAUUCUGGCGGGCAGCCGAAAAACGCGAAGAAGCCCACCAAGCCCACCGGCGCGAACGGCUCGCCGCGCAACACGCGCACGACUUCCAAGCGCGCGGCGGUAUCGGCGGGGGCAUCGGGGGCGUGCAUGAGAAGAUGGCUGAUGCGGAGGGGUCUGGGGAGAGGAGGGUGGAGUUGCCGGGGUGUACGUCUUUGGGGGAUCAUCAUGAUGGUGGUAUUAGUGGGAGUAAUAAUAAGACUACUGCUGCUGGGAAUCCUGGGGCUAUGGUGGUUGGAGGGACGAGGUUUGAGUUUGAGUUUGGGUUUAGGGGGGGUAAUAGUCCUGGUCCUGGGGCUGGUCCUGGUUCUGGUCCUGGGGCUGGUGGUGGUGGUCAGGGUUAUGGUCAGAGGGUAUGAUGGGUGGUGGGUGGGUUUGAGGAUUUUAGUAGGGGGUUGGAGUUAUAGGGUUGUUUUGGUCUGAUUAUAUGGUCUAUGUCUACGUAUAUCCAGAGUGGAGAGGGAUCUGGUCUAUUCUGUUAAGCUCAUUCAUUUAUUGAUUGUCAUUAUA